Molecule: messenger RNA, 3706 nt
Organism: Galleria mellonella (greater wax moth)
Lineage: Eukaryota; Metazoa; Arthropoda; Insecta; Lepidoptera; Pyralidae
Product: E3 ubiquitin-protein ligase Topors-like
Exons: 5
Coding region: 488-2674 (728 amino acids)
Biological process (GO): protein monoubiquitination; protein polyubiquitination
Molecular function (GO): ubiquitin protein ligase activity; metal ion binding
Source: RefSeq, a predicted model, not a curated record
GGUCUUUUCGAAGAAUGUAGUAUAUAAGUUGCGAUUAAAUUAGAUUUCUUUAAUAUUAUCUUCUUAAAUCUCGUCUUAUCUUGUGAUGAAAGAACAAUAAAUUCGUGGCUUUUUAAUACUUUAAAAUACAUAUUUAAACUAACUUAUUUUAAUCAUGAAAGUCGAUAAAUCAACUUGUUUAUCAUUGCUUGAGUUCUGAAAUGAACCAUAACUAGUCGACCAAUGUUGACUAGUAGACAGUGUAUUUGCUUAGUUCUUGUUUUAUGGGAUAUUGAUAUAUUGUUCCUCGUUAUGUUUAUAAUUAAUGUUGUGUAAAAACAGUUCAAUGUUUAUUCAUUCUUAAAAAUUAUUGCAUUCAAUUUCGGGACUUCUUCGUCACGUCACGUUCCAGUGGAAAUCUGUCAAGAUCACGCACAUUGAUUAUGUAGAUCGGGGUUUGUUAUCACCAAAUAGGUACUUCUGGACAUAAAAAUUGAGGCAAUACAAAAUGGAAACGGUAUCUCAAGCAGUGCCAGAAGAUAGUUCAGGUGCCAACCCCAGCAGUGUUAAGAGUGACGACAGUAGUCCACGUAACGAAGGAGGUCGUGGUUCACCACCACCAAAUUGUGCAAUAUGCCUCGGCACUUGUAAAAACAAAUCAUUUACUGAUUCCUGCCUUCAUCAGUUCUGUUUCAAGUGUCUUUUAACUUGGAGUAAAGUCAAAGCAGAAUGUCCACUUUGUAAACAAAAUUUUAAAUCCAUUAUUCACAAUGUACGUUCCAAUCAUCAGUAUGAGGAAUAUAUGGUGGAACAGCGGGAAACAGAGGAAACAAUUGAGAGAUUGGACAAUGACGGCUCUUAUACGAGGAGGUUCCGAUACAGGACGACGUUGACGCUUCCGCGACACGAGUCCAUCACUAUCCGGGAGCUGCUGACGCAGUACCCGUUGACGGCGGAACUAUUCCCGCCACCGGCGCCAGCGCCCCGCCGUCGCCCUUCGCCGGCCUCCUUCCGCCGCACAGUGUACCGCCACCGCUUAUGGGCGCGUCCGCUACCUGACUUCACCGGCCGCUUCAGGGACUGUACGCCGGAAUUCUACAGAUAUAAUGAUACGCAAAUGCAUCGGUUAGUGCCUUGGCUCAACAGAGAACUUCAUUAUUUAUUGAAUGAAAAUGUAGGACACAUAUCAUAUGUAAUUUCUCGUAUCUUGGAAUUACUUCCACGGUACCAUAUUACAUCACCAGAAUUCAGAGAAGCUGUACAAGUGUAUUUCAGGGAUCGGACUGAGCAUUUCCUUCAUGAACUAUAUUGUUUCGCUUCUACCCCUUAUGAUAUGACUGGUUAUGAUAGAUAUGUACAAUACACUACUGACACUAGAAUAUCAACAAUGGUUAAUGAAGUUAUUUCAAGUUCAGAGUCAGAAGGAAGUGUCGACUCUGACAUAGUAAUGGUAUCCAGUUCUGAACCAGCAGAACCUCCUCCAGGACCUUCUAGAGUGCCCAGUGUUUCGAGAAUACCGGGGCCAUCUAGGCUACAGGCAUCCUCCAGAAUAAUGGGUCCUUCCAGAGCGCCAGAACCUGUAUAUCCACAAAAUUACAUUUCUGAGCCUACAACAAAUAAUAAUGUUAUAACUAUCGAAAGUAUAUCACACUCAGACACUGAUGAUGAUUCUUCCGAAGUUAUGGUUGUGGGUUACAUAAAACCACCCCAGGAUAGAACACCUGAGGUGGUGGACUUACUCGGUUCAGAUAGUGAUGUUAUUUUACAAGAUACUGUGCCAUCGGAACCAACAGCAAACACUCAAGAAGCUCAAGAAAAUCGGCCUACACCAUCAGUAAAAUUAACUUUAAAACGUCACAUAAUGUACGAGAACGACGACUCGGACAGUGACGAGAGUGUGAAUCGAUCGUCGGCCGUACGCCGUCGCCGCCGCCAGCGCUCCAACGACACCGCCACCACCAGCGACACCUGCCGCACCACGCCUUCCCCCGCUAGUGAGUGGCAACCGACAUCCGAGUCACUCACCUCGCUGUCGUCCUGUACAUCGUUGAUGAGCCCAUCCACCGAUGCCACAUCCACUAGCGACAACUAUAAUGAUUCUUCUACUGAUAGUGAUACAUCCUCUUCUAGCAGUAAAAGAAACAAAAUUCUGAAGCGAAAAACUAAAAGAAAAUCUUGUAAAGAAUGUAUUAGUACAGGGAAAGACAAGAAGAGAAGUAAAACAAAACGCACAUCACGGACUCAUCACAAAGAUAAGCAAUCUAUUAAGUUAGAAAAGGAUAAACCUAGGAAACGUAAAUCACAUUCUAGUAAAACUGGUAAAUCAUCAAAAAAGAAUGAAUCUUCUAAUGCACCAGUUACGACUUCUAUAGAUACAGACCAACCUAGUACUAGUGGAAUCUCCAGUAAUCACAAACACAGGUCUAGAAGAGAGCGUAAUCGACGGCCGACAAACUAUGAGAGCAAAAGACUGAAAAGUGUUGUUAAUGUUAUGUACAAUAAAAAUAAUGGUGAAUCAAGUGGAACAUGUAAGGUUUUAAAUAGUGCCGUAACAAAUUCAAAUCCUAAUACAUUACCUGAAAAAGGUUUGGUUGAAGAAGAAACUUCCUCAGUUAUAAACUUUAUGAAAAAUAACGAAGAUUCUGAUUCAGAAGAUAAUCUUCCGCUGAAUUUGACUGUACAGAAAACAUCUUAAUGAUGGACUUUAGUCAAUGACAAUGCAAAUAAUGUGAUAAAGUAAUUUUUUUAUUUCUUUCCCUUUAUCAAAGAUGUUGUUUUAUCAAAUUUAGUUUGCAAUUUGUGUUUGGAAAAAUAUAGUUACAGUCAAUCUGUAUAUUUGUACAUUUGUAUGUUACUUGAAUUAGAUUCAGAGACUGGAUUUUAAGAUAGUGUAUGAGUAAUGUAACUCACUGUACAUGCCUACUUACACACAACCGAAUAGUGUUUUGUUUAUUUUAUAAAACUUUAAUUUGGACUAUUGGUAAAUAAUUUAUUUAUAAUAAGUGCAUAAUCUCUAUUCUUCAAACUACAAUUCACUGGUAUAUAUCAGUGUACUUUAUAUAUUUGGUAUAUACUUUAAUACAAAUCAAAUUAUAUCUUGUAACUUUGUUGUUUAUAAUAUUGUUUGAAAUACGGAUAUUUGAAUGAAAUAUAGUAAAUGUACAUGUAACUGUGAUGUAAAAUUAAAUUGGUUCAGUGAAGUCACUGAUAUAAAUAGAGAAUUUUCAAUACUUGACAUAUGUAUUUGAUUCAACCAAAAUUUAAGUUCCUAGCAAAUGAACAUUAUUUUUUUGUAGGAAUUAUUGGAAACCAUGCCGUAUCCGAAUCACAUGCAUUAAGUAAAACCAUUGUAACAUUAAAAAAAAAAUGUACAUAGCCAAUGUGAAUUUUAAGAGUUCACAUAUUUUAUUUGCUAUUAUCAGAUGACUGCACCUUUUUUAUGUUGCAUUUAAGGGUAACGACUUACUACUAUAACAGGAUUAUAAAUUAUAGUAUUAGAUAUAAACGUUACGAACAUUUGGUAGCAUAUUUAAUUAUUUUGAAAACUCAUGCCAAAUAAUAUUUUCGUUCGCUUUUGUCAUGUGAGUGCUUACAGAAGUCGAACGAGGAUAUAAAUCCAACAUACGAAUGAGGUGCAGCUCUAUAAUUAUAUAUAAUUGAUACUAUAAUUUGCCAUUACAUUGAUUCCACAGUGCUGUAUAGAUUUACAAUAAAUAAAUCAAUUUUA